Messenger RNA from Papaver somniferum (opium poppy), 3211 nucleotides. Its product is annotated as flowering time control protein FY-like. Lineage: Eukaryota; Viridiplantae; Streptophyta; Magnoliopsida; Ranunculales; Papaveraceae. Gene Ontology annotation, cellular component: mRNA cleavage and polyadenylation specificity factor complex. The coding region runs from base 527 to 2824 and encodes 765 amino acids. The record is from RefSeq and is a predicted model, not a curated record. Gene Ontology annotation, molecular function: protein binding. The transcript is spliced from 20 exons.
GACAGGUUCGUCUAUUCUCUAGUUCUCUUGUACCCACUACUCUCUUCUCCGUUCUCUAAAAGUGGGGGUCAUGCCUAAUCUCUCUGUGGCAACAAGAAGUGGUGGUCUGAUAAUUGAUGCUUGACAAGCGUGUUAGGUUUUUCUUUAUUUCUAUCUGUUUAUUAGGGUUUAGGGUUUAUUAAAGAGGAUAUUGAUUUUUUAUUUCUUGAUCGUUUCCCUUCAACUGGUGAUUUAUUCACCGUUAGCGUCGACUGGUGAUCUGUUCUCAAACGAUUUCAUUAUCAGAUUAACCCAGACGCUGUUCGGUUUGGGUCUUAACACAUAAGAAUAAAAUCAGGGAGGGAAAUCAUACAGGUAUUGUUGGAGUUUGGGUUGAGAUUUCAUUCGCUAUUCACCGUUAUCAGUGUCACUCAACUCCAGUAAAGCACAUUCCAGGAAGAAGGCACUCUAAGACAGGUUCUAAAGUCUGCACAUGCUUGUGGUGCAUUCACAGUGAUUGAGAGAGUUUUUUGCACUGCAAGCGAGGAUGAUGUACAAUGAUCCACAUCAGCAGCAGCAGCUGCUGCAGCAUCAACAGCAACAGCAUCAACAGCAACAUCAGCAUCAACAGCAACAUCAGCAUCAGCAGCAACAGCAGCACCAACAUCAACAACAACAUCAACAACAGCAACAUCAGCACCAACACCAACACCAGCAACAAAGCUUAGACUUCCAUAGAGGACCGCCAAUGCGUCAACCAUCAGCUUCUUCGACUAAUCUCACAUCUGAUUACCAUCCCGCUGGUCCCACUCCUUACGAUGCUCAAGGAGACAGUUUUGCCGCUAAAAGAGUUAGAAAGCUUGUCCAGAGAAGAGCAGUUGAUUAUACUAGCACUGUAGUUCGUUAUAUGCAGACCCGUGCAUGGCAGCGAGAUUCAAGGGAUAGGACUGUGUUGCAACCUACCCCAGCUGCAGCAAUAGAUAUGCUGCCAACAAUUGCCUACGCAGAUAAUCCGUUGACAAGUUUCGCUGCAAAGUUUGUUCAUGCAUCUACUAACAAAAAUAGGUGUUCAAUAAACCGUGUGUUGUGGACUCCUACAGGUAGACGUCUCAUAACUGGUUCUCAAAGUGGUGAAUUUACUCUUUGGAAUGGACAGUCAUUUAACUUUGAGAUGAUUCUUCAGGCUCAUGAUCAAGCAAUCAGGUCUAUGGUAUGGAGUCACAAUGAGAAUUGGAUGGUUACCGGUGAUGAUGGAGGCGCAAUAAAGUAUUGGCAAAAUAACAUGAAUAAUGUCAAGGCAAAUAAAUCUGCUCAUAAGGAAUCAGUCCGUGACUUGAGCUUCAGUAAAACUGAUCUGAAGUUCUGUUCCUGUUCUGAUGAUACAACUGUUAAAGUUUGGGAUUUUGCGCGGUGCCAGGAAGAGCGUUCUUUAUCUGGCCAUGGUUGGGAUGUUAAGAGUGUCGAUUGGCACCCAACAAAGUCUUUACUAGUUUCAGGUGGCAAAGACAACCUUGUAAAACUUUGGGAUGCUAAAUCUGGGAGAGAGCUUUCUUCGUUCCAUGGUCAUAAAAAUACAGUGCUUUGUGUCAAAUGGAAUCAAAAUGGUAAUUGGGUACUAACAGCUUCGAAGGAUCAAAUCAUCAAGCUUUAUGAUAUAAGAGCUAUGAAAGAGCUUGAAUCCUUUCGUGGACAUCGGAAGGAUGUAACUGCUCUUGCAUGGCAUCCUUUCCACGAAGAAUACUUUGUCAGCGGCAGUUUUGAUGGGUCCAUCUUCCAUUGGCUCGUUGGGCAUGAUACUCCUCAGGUCGAAAUAACUGGGGCGCAUGAAAACAGUGUGUGGGACCUUGCAUGGCAUCCUAUUGGCUAUAUCCUAUGCAGCGGUAGCAAUGAUCAUACGACAAGGUUUUGGUGUAGAAAUAGACCAGGAGAUCCUCCCCGUGAUAACUUCAAUACGGGAUACAGCCAAGGAUUUGGUGACCACAAUCCUGCCAUGGCGGGUCGUGUGCCCAGUAACUUCCCAGUACUUGAUGGCCCAUCAACUCCAGGACCUUUUGCUACUGCUCUGCCUCGAAAUGAAGGAACCAUUCCUGGUAUUGGAGUUGCAAUGCCAUUAUCUAUUGACACAUCUGAUCAAGGAGAGCAACAACAGCAAUCUUUUCCAGUUUCUAUGCCUGCCGGGGCUCCUCCCCUUCCACCAGGUCCACAUCCAUCUCUUCUUGCCCCAGCUCAAUCUUAUCAGCAAUUUUCUCAUCAUAUGCCGCCCCAACAACAACAACAACAUCAACCAUACCAACAGCAAAUGCCUUCGUUACAAGUCCCACCCUCAAAUAUAUCGCAGAUGCAACCACCACCAUCUCAUUUGUCCCUCCUACCACAUUCUCAUUUGUCUCGCCCUCCCCCAAUGGCAGGUUCUUUGCCCAUGCCCUCCUUGUCUAACUCACCACAAUUGCCGCCAAUGCCUGGUCAACUGGGAAUGCAAGGUCCGACCAAUCAGAUGGUUCCUCCAAUGCCACAAGGACAUAUGAUGGGUAUGAAUCAAAUGCAUUCAGGAUCUGUACCAGCUAAUGCUCUACAGCAACCUCCACGCGGUGGUUAUGCAAAUGGGAUACCUAAUCUUCAGGGCCCUUCAGGUCCAAGUGGACCGGGCCAAAUGUAUCCUUCAUUGGGCGGUCCAUACAACCGUGGACAACCUGUUCAAAUGUCAAUGGUUCCAGGACUUAAUCCAUACCAGGCAGGAAAUCAAAGUGGGACUGGCAUGAGGCAAGUUGGACCACACAUGGGUCUUUCACAUGGUAUGCCGCCUCCACCACCACCACCACAACAACAUGGUUCGAUUCCUCAGUGACCAGUAGCUAAAAGUUCUUGUAGAGGUAAGCAAGGUAUUUAAGUAUCUAAGACCAUGGAAAGAUGAUGAAAUAUCCAAGUAUAAAGAGUUUAUUUCUUCUUUGUGUCGGUGGGUAUUAAUGUUACAUCUUUCCUUGGGAACUCAUCUACUUAGGUUAGGUGAGAUAUGGUUUUAACGGUAAUACGUUUCUUUUCUACCCACUGAAGAUCUUACCAAGUGGGCUAGUCAUCAACUACAGAACUGUCUUUUGGUUGGUUCACAGUAUUUAUUUUCUGGAAAGGAAACAACGAAAAUAUAGGAAAUCGGUCCAGAUCAUGUGCCAAAACAACCCUGUACCCUUUCCACACGCAAAUAUAAAUAUAAGAGCGACACUCUUGUCUUGCACAA